This is a messenger RNA of Callorhinchus milii (elephant shark), 7000 nucleotides long. Its product is annotated as bcl-2 homologous antagonist/killer. Gene Ontology annotation, cellular component: mitochondrial outer membrane. The transcript has 6 exons. Lineage: Eukaryota; Metazoa; Chordata; Chondrichthyes; Chimaeriformes; Callorhinchidae. Gene Ontology annotation, molecular function: protein heterodimerization activity; protein homodimerization activity. The record is from RefSeq and is a predicted model, not a curated record. Gene Ontology annotation, biological process: extrinsic apoptotic signaling pathway in absence of ligand; intrinsic apoptotic signaling pathway in response to DNA damage; regulation of apoptotic process. Bases 92 to 745 code for a protein of 217 amino acids.
CUUAUUGUGGGGAUUCGCUAAACUGACUCUGCUCAGGGGUGUUGUACUCGCUGCUGUUGUGAUCAUUGACUACAGUCAGCAGGGUGACGCUAUGGCCUCAGGCGGAGAUGGAGAUCCCUUCAGAUCCAAUCUACCCAGGAACCGAAAGAACCUUCACAGGCGUCCUUCAAGGCCUGUCACAGAGGAAGGCGUUGUACAAGAGACUGAAGAGGUUUUCAGAAGCUAUGUCUUUUUCCGGUACCAGACCGAGAGGGAAGAAGGAGGGAAUGUCCCAGAGGAUCCAGAAAUAGCAGAGAUGCAUCAAUCACCUGAAAGCACCACAGCUCUUGUUGGACGGCAGCUUGCUGUCAUUGGAGAUGACAUCAACCGCAGAUACGAUUUAGAGUUCCACAAUCUGCUGUCAACCUUGCCACUCAACGCCGAGAAUGCGUAUGACUACUUCCGCAAAAUAGCUCUCGGGCUUUUUGAAAGUGGUAUUAACUGGGGCCGUGUGAUAGCUCUCCUGGGCUUUGGUUAUCGAAUGGCUCUUUACGUCUUCCAGAGGGGUAUAAAGGGAUUCAUCAGUCAAAUUGCAAAGUUCGUUGCCGAAUUUGUUUUGAGAAAUCGAAUUGCACGGUGGAUUGCAGCUCAGGGCGGCUGGGUUGCAGCUCUGGAUUUAGACAAUGUUUAUAUGAAGUGGAUGGCUGGAAUUCUGGCUGUAGUUCUAAUGGGAGUAUUUGUGAUCCACAAGUUUUACAGGCCUUAAUACGUGGAUCUUCGCUGGAGCAGGCCUCUAGCCUUUGACUGUACAGAUAGGUUAUUUUAGGCAACUGUUUACAUCCACAUAACCACUUCUGAAGACAUGCUACUGAUAAUGGAUAGGAUGUGGGGAUCCAGAGUCAUUCAUCAAAUUGCCAAAUGCAAGCAGGCAUCUUUAUUUUGUGGGAAGAACAUUGAAACCCAAGCACAGUUCUCAUGUUUGAAACUUCAAUGUUGCUUUGAGUCUUGCUGGCAAAACAGAUGAUUUCUGGCUCCCAGAACCUGCAGACAAUCCUGUUCCUCUCGGGCGGAGACAUUUCUGAGCUGAAGUAGGAAGGCAGAGGCAACCUGGAGUUAUUUGUAUUUUUCAAAACGGGCUGUACAAAGAGAUAAACAGAAAUGUCAGCUCUCACACAUUUAGUAAAUAGACCAAUUGCUCAUAUCAUGUGAAUGUUUUGUUCAUAGGGAGUGGUUCAUCAUUUUUUUACUGCAUUGCUUUGAGGCAUUCUUUGUGUACUUCGCUAAGAGAAGGAUAGAAAGGCCGCCCUAUAAAUACACUCACUGAAAUGCACUUUUUACACGACUCCUGUCCUUAUGAAUUGCAGAUUGUCUCUGUACAGGCCUAAUAAUUUCAGAAUUAUUUUGCAUGCAGCUAUGACAGAAAAAUGGGAAUAUAUAAUCAACACUGGAAUUGUGAUUCAUGGGACAGAGAGAAUGUAUUGCUGUAAUGCUGUAGCCCGGCCCACUGUGUUUGUAAGCCGUGGGCAGUUUUGUCACUAUUUGGGGUCAGUGUUCCUGUGAAUAGUUAGUCACUGAUCAUGCGAUGAAAUCAACCCAUCUAAUCUAUAGACUCGCAGAGGAAAAAGGAAAGACUUGGUAAUUUUCAGUGUUUCAAUCAGAAAUGCAAGCAGAGGGAAAACAGAAGGGAAAUGGUGAUGGUGGAGUACAACAGUGCAGAUCCAGUCCACAGUGUUUGAGCGAGGAGCUUUGUAAUAAUAAUAAUAAUCCUUGCAUUUGAUAUAGCGCCUUUCAGGUCUUCUAGAUGUUUCAAAGCGCUUUGUAGAGCUUGUGUGCGUGCUGAGCCUGGUCCUUGGGGCAGGGCUUGCUCACUUCACAUGGGUUUGGCUGCAGGUUGCUAUUGGUGCUUGGAAUCAAGUUUCUUCUGUGCUUUUGCCAAUAAGAUUCAUUUAAAAGUUGAUUUGAGGAAGUGAUUUAUUUGGCUCCUGAGUUUUAGAAUUUGGCUCAAAAUUUUAAUUGAAUUUGUCUACAGCUUAAACCCCUGUAAAUCACACUGAGAUCUGUUUAGAAUGAACUGUUUGUGUGACCAACUUUAAAGACAAGAUUUGCCGUUGGACAGCUCCUUUAAAUUAUUUUUGAAUGGAGAUCCUAAAGAGAAGAACAAUAAUUGGUUUAUCUGUUGAUUUAGAACCUAGACAUUCCUCAUCAAUGCAGAUCUUCCAAUUUUCCUGGAGUUUUCAAAGGAUGGAGAUAAGUUUGUGGAGCAUCCAAAACCUGGGUAAAGUCAGAACAUUAGAUGUUUACAUCAACAAUCCUGUUCUUUCAAGUGCAUUAAAUGUGGAUGGAAAACCAGCAGGCUUCCAAUCUCUGAUAUUUGCAAUAUUAAUAAGCAUCAUGAGAGUAAUGAUAUUUGGAUGAAAGGGUGUUUGGAGAUUGUGAGUACCUGUUGUACUGCACUGUUUAACCAAUAUCAGUCUGCAGCCAGACCAUUAACUAUUUAAUCCUGAUAAAUGCUUACAUUCAUUCUUUGUCACAAAAUAAUAUGAUUGGGAUCAGUAACUUUAUAAACUUCCAGUUGAGCCAAUGUGUUUUGUUUUUCAUAUUGCAAUUCAAACUAAUACGUACUCACAACAUCUGAUGCCUUAACUAUUGGAUUUCUGAAAUGUGCCUGUGGAUAUUGUCAAAGCAGUAAAUGUUUUUUGGUAGCCUGGUACCUCAACUAAGUUAGUAAUGGCGGGUGCUGCAAUUGGCUUUUGGCUGGGCUAGAUAGAGAAGGAAAGAAACAAUCAGGUGGAAAUGGUAUGCUUUUCUCAGGAGUUUAUUGCAUUUCUAUAGAAUUGCAUGGAAGGUCAGGGCUUAAUCUGUUUCUGUGAUUUCAACUAAUGCAAAGAUAUUAGAAUUUCCAAACUGCCUAAAUUGGAACUCUUGAGGACAAUGUCUGCAAACAUAGAAUGGAAUAUGUCCCUGAAAAUACCAGAAAAGUUAUUGGGAUGGAAAUUGCUGCUUAGACAAGGUACUGUAAGGAACCAGCCAGUUCAAGGUUAAGAUGAAAAGUCCAUGGCCUUGCUGAGCUCAUGAUACGGAACACUCCUUUAGCAGCAGGCUCCUGGCUCUGCUGCUUAGCGUAGAUGCUAGCUGUUAGUAACCAUCAAAUACAGGCUGUCAAACACACAAGAGUUCUGAAAAGGUAGCUGAACGUGGGAGAGUACAAAGGCCAGCCUUGAGAGAUGCAGACUUAAUGAGGGUAUUUCCCCUCCCUUGAAGGUACAGGACUUCAGUCUGAUCCCUAUUCUUAACUCUUACCCCCACCGCACCCCCCACCUACCCCCCCAGCCCCUGGUAUUGUACAGGGUGACCAAAAGUUGUGAUAACUACCAUAUUAUCUAAAACCAAAAUAUCAUCAUUCUUUUAAGACUUAUUAGACAUUGUAAAGAUAUCACAAUCUUUUGGUCACCCUGUACUUCAUCCACUGAGCACCAGACAGUCUGCUUUGCUGAGCACAUACCCUACCUCAGGUGGACAUGUUCUGGCCUGACCAGACUUAACUCAGGUGAAUUUGAGUGGAAUAAAAUAUCAAACCAGCUUUCAAUUAACUGCACUGUGUGUUUCUGCGCCAACCUGCAGCCUCUGAUAUUAAUUUAAUGAAAUGGGCAGGUAAUGCCAGCUGCACAGUGUUUCAUGGUUUUGUAAAUCAAGUGUAAACCAUGUUUUAUUGAUUGUCUAGAAAAUUAUUUAGAUCUUUUACUUUUGUUCACUCUUUUUAUGUAUAAAAACUUCAUUGUAUUUAAGUGCAGAAUGGGCAUUCAUGGUAUAGAUAUUGGUUUUUAUUCUGCGUCUUUCUUGAAAUUUACAAAGUUUGGGUGCACUUAAUGCUUCAGUGAAGAAACCACGUAAAGAUUACAAACUACAAUCAAAUCUGCAGUCCUGGUGAUUAAUGCCAGUAAUGUGUCAUUUCAGAUGUUGCUAUUUUAAUGUGAAUGCUAUCUUUUUAAAUUCUCAUCAUGUUGUCUACCACAUUUCCUCAGGCUUAGCAAGGCAAAAGUAUCUGAUUUUGUGUUGUGACGAGAGUGAAAGUUUUUAUAAUGAGUAGCCAUUUAUAAAUAGCACUCCAUUGGCAAGUUCAGAGGAGAGGAUGCAACACUCCUGAAUACUGCAAUAGGACUCAAGAUUCCCUGUUCGAGGCACUAUUGGAGCUUCACUAAAACAAAUUAACCCAGCACACUGCCAGGUUACUCUGGUUUGCACAGAUGUUUCUUUCUCAUUUUGUGAAAUAAAACUUCAGUUUGUUAGGGGUAAAGCCACAGUGCUAUUCAUAAGCUGGUUGUAUUUGUGAGUGUGAGCAGCAGUGUAGUGUAACCUGAUUUGUACAGUAUGACUACAUGCCAUUCCAUCACUGUCCUGAGCAGUCCAAGCCUAUUCCUCGCGUCGGUCUCUCCCUCAUGUUGGUACUAACUUCAUUAGCUUCUCAAGUUUACACAUUGACUCUUGCUUACUGUUAUCUGUGCCCUUUUGUCACAGCUGCUGCACUCACUGUCUUAGUGCACACUGGGGGAAUGGCUGAGGGUGUGAAAUUGCACCUCAGCAUAAUUACUGCCUUCAGUGUGUUGGGGGUGGAAAGGGGAUGUCUUGCUGCUAAAUCUUCUCAGACAUUAUAUUCUAAAGUGUCCUCAAGCAGCAGUGAUCAAGACUACCAUAAAUAUAAAGGAAAGGGGAAAGUCUGAGGCGGUAUCACUUAGCCGUGCCUAAGAAAGCUCUGUUGAUGGUUAUUUCCGAUGGAACCAAAGGAGCAGAAUCCAGCUCAGGUUACAAGCAGCCUUACACAAUUGUGGUUUCUGGAUCGGCAAUUUUUAAAUGACAGCACUCUCGCUGCACAGCACCAUUGAGAACCUUUUGUGUAUUUAAUGUACAUAGUAAUGGUGGAAUACUGCUGUGAAUGUUUGUGGUGGGUACAUGUCGUGUUAGAUGUAGUGGGGAAUGAGAGUUGAUACACUACCUCCAGUAUUAAAAGGCAAUCGCCAGAUAAUAGACUGGUUAAAAACAAGCUUUCUGACUUGUAUCAUUUACUUCCUUCACAAACCCUCUGACAUUAACUUUUUGUUGGGUGAACAAGCUGAUAAAAUUACAGUGCCAUGGUAUUUAUUGCAAACAUUGAAACAUAACCAAAAUAGGUUGCUCAUUGAACAUACAACCAGCUUGUUUUUCAUUUAGCAGAGCCCUGAAUAGUAACAAUCUGAUUUGCCAAAGAGAGGGAAAUUGGUUUGAUCUGACCAUUCGUCAAUGAGCUAGCUAUCGUCCUACCCUCAGAUGUAGCUCAGUUGGGGAAGAGGUAGGAAAGAAAAAAAAUAUGGAAAAUGUGCAGCCACAGGAGGGGUGUGUACCCUCCAAAAUGACCCUUUUAACUGUUUAUACAACAACUUGCAUUUUAUAGCACUUCUUAAGUAAAAUUAUGUCUCUGAUAACUUUACAGGGAUGGGGUUGGCUGCCAAGCGAUUGGGAGGUGGCCUUAGUGUGUUCAAAGAGGGACUUAAAGGCAGCAAAAGACAGAGUUAGAGGUAUAGGCCACCUUGGCCAACGAUGGGGGAGUGGAGAGAGUGGGAAGUCCUGCAAGCCUGAGUUAGCUGAGUGGAGGGGAUAAGCAUAGGAGUGAGACAGGAAAAGGUCAAAGAAAUAAGGAGAUGCCAGGGAGUGGAUGGAUUUGUAUGUGAGGACCUUGAAAUUGAUCCAGUGUGUGUCUGUGGAGACAAGUGAGCACUUGGGUGAUGGGCGUGUGGAGUUUAAUGCAGGUGAAAGUUUUGGAGGCUGAGUUUUGACUGAGUUGCAGCUUGUGAAUGUUGUAGCUAGGAGGACCAGUGAAUAGUGUGUUAUAUAGAAUCUAAUCUAAUUAUCCUUAUAGAAUCGCUUGAACUGUAAAGAAGUGGACCUUAUCCAUUGAAAUAUGGCAUUACCAAUGUUAACUACACAACAGUUUCAAAAUUCAAACCUCUUUGCUACCAAACAGGCUAACCAGUUUCAGGGAAUAAUGAAGAAAGUUAAACCCAUGUUAUUUUUGCCCAUGGUACAGAUUUAUCAAAGCCCUUUCUCUCCCUCUUCCCGCAGUUAAUGUUUGUUGAAAGUAGCAGUGCAGUUUAAAUCUCUGAUUUUGAGAUACUGGGAAGCUUGUUUGAUUAAACUGUGUGUUCAUGGAUCGCGUCAGAUAAGAUGUUCUGCAUGUUCUCCAUAAUAAGAACAGAAAUGAAUUGAAUGAACAAACCCUCUGACAUUAACUUUUUGUUGGGUGAUUGAAAUUCCUUUUUGCAAAAGACUCAACAAUUCCGCUGAAGUCCUUCCCCCAGUGGCGAUCCAUCAACAAUAAUUGUGUAAACGUGGCUUAAAUCUUGCCCUUGGUUUCUGAGUGUUGUACUUGCACUGUAAAUGUACUGUAAUGUGGCCAGCAAUGGACCAUGAAUUUGAGAUGUAGCAGUUCAAGGAAGUCAUGCAAGUGACAAUUGCGGACUUUAUACACUGUGCAACUUGACCAUAGCACUGCAGCACUUUCCCCUGGCCAACUGUAAGAAGCUUCACUGUUGUGCUGAGAAGACCAUUAACUUUUGGAAACCUAAACUUACUGUGCCUGUAAGGUACACCACCUUAUAAUCCCAGCACAGGUUGAGGUGGUGUAUGUAGCCAAGCAAAACGGGUUAGCUUUUUCUGUGUUAGCUUGCGAGUGUUCGGCGUGACUUUCAUAUUCUCAGGAUGGACUUGUCUCAAAUCAGUUCUGCUUUCAACUUUAAUAAAUGGUUAACUGUGACAACAUUUUUAAAUAAUUUUAUAAAAACAAACUCGGGACUAAAACUUUGAAACCUGGCUGGACACUACAUUCCUCAGAGUGUGAAAUAAAAACCUGUGCUACAUCAUGAUAUUAUUGAUAACUAACUGCAUUUGGGAGGAGAGAGCAGGAGUGGUUGUGUGUGUAAUUUGUUUGUACAUUGAAAUAAAACCAUGGGCAUGUAAAUAGCCUUUUUCUCAAACCACCUAAGAAAACAAA